AUGGAGUUGUUGUUUAAGAAAGAAGGACUGGAUUAUGAUAAAGUGCAUACUAUUACAUUGACGAAUCUUCCCUCAAAAACUACCCAUCCGAGAGUAAGCAAAGGUUUCUCCAAAUGGUAUUUGGAUAUUGAUUACUUCGUGAUCACCGUACCUAAUAAAGCAGAAGAGAUUGUCACCACAACGAUUGACGACUCCUCGCCUUAUGCUCAAUAUGUCGGUACGGGAUGGAACAACAGUACUUUUGGCAGGGGAUAUUAUAACAAUACGGCGGAAGUCAAUUAUGGUGUAGGCGAUUAUAUGAGUUUGAAAUUCACCGGGACAAAUAUACAAGUCUACGGUACUAUCAAUACAGACCAUGGCGCAUAUUCUAUUUCGAUGGACGGUAACCCAGCCAAAAUGUAUGAUGGGUAUUUCUUCCAAGCGCGAUUUUCGACUGUUUUGUACACUGCAACCAAUUUACCAGAAGGAGAACACACGCUGGUGAUGCAAAAUGCCGGCGGGGCCAAAGAAGGAAAUGGGAUGGAAUUCGACUAUGCGGUUGUCAAUUCGAAUAAGUCAAGCAUCGGCUCUGGCAUCGGCACCAGUACUGGCGGUGAAAACAAGUCCAGCUCCAAUGACAACAACCCUACCAACUCAGACUCUGACGCUUCCUCGUCUUCGUCAUCAAUAAGUAAUGUUGGCGCUAUCGCAGGUGGAGCCGUAGCAGGCGUGAUUGGUGUAUUGGCUAUCGCAGCACUGUUCUGGUUUUUCCUCUUCAAGAAGAAAAAAGAUCAAAGCCGAGUCAACGAGAGGGAGUUAAUUGAUCUUACUGGCGACGAAGUUAAACCUUAUCCAGGUCAAAAUCAAGAUUCACCUUACUAUGACAAUCCACCUUUACACCUUGGUAUGCCAUACACUUCUUCCAGCGUCAGUGGCAAUUCAGUGACCAACGAAGGUCCCAUCAUCAAUACGUCAGCGAACAGUACAUCUUUCCUUACGGCCAUUCCUGCACCUCCAGGAUCGAACGCUUCUUCUUACCCUAUAACGCAAAAUAGCCAUAGUCAAUAUGCUUCCUCGUCCGGUGAUGGCAACGGCGAUGGCUCAUCAACUUUCGCUGCUCCUUCCGCAAACACCUUUGGACACCCACCGACAGCCAGCGAAGGUGGUCAUGCUAAUGCUCAAAGUCUUUCCCCGAUCAGGAGGUUCGGGAAUGGCGAUACCAAGAAUCUACUUACUCUUCAGAGUUACAAUAAUGGGCAGAACGAACUCAACCUCGGUCAAGGUCCAGUAGCUGACACCGCCCCUCCACAAUAUUCAGAGGAGGAUACCAGUAACUUGAGAGUCUAA
Messenger RNA from Kwoniella mangroviensis CBS 8507, 1326 nucleotides. RefSeq lists its product as uncharacterized. Bases 1 to 1326 code for a protein of 441 amino acids. NCBI's taxonomy places the organism in Eukaryota, Fungi, Basidiomycota, Tremellomycetes, Tremellales, Cryptococcaceae. The record is from RefSeq and is a predicted model, not a curated record. The transcript has 8 exons.